Sorex araneus (European shrew) is the source of this 4219-nucleotide messenger RNA. Its product is annotated as maestro heat-like repeat family member 5. The record is from RefSeq and is a predicted model, not a curated record. The transcript is spliced from 29 exons. Gene Ontology annotation, cellular component: cytoplasm. Bases 1 to 3987 code for a protein of 1328 amino acids. NCBI's taxonomy places the organism in Eukaryota, Metazoa, Chordata, Mammalia, Eulipotyphla, Soricidae.
AUGUCGGACCUGAAGCCGUGCGACUGUGGGGACAGGAGGCAGCAGCCCAGCACCAUCAUGCUAUGUAGGACCCGGAGCAGCCUGGCCGCCUCUGCCCCGCGGGAGCACCACAUGUUCAUGGAGGACGCCUAUAACGCAGCCAUCUGCUUCAAGAUGCUUCGGGACCUAAACAACUCAGACCCAGUCCGCCUCAAGUACAUCAUCAAGAAGAUCAAGAGCAUGGCCCACUGCUCCCCUAACCUGGUGCUGGAAACUAUCCAUGACUACUUCACUGAUAACCCAAAGAUCUCUACCCGGCAUAAGUUCAGGCUGUUCCAUGUCCUGGAAAGUGUCAUCGAGGCCAGUGACUCCCUGGAGGACAUCUGGGAGAAGACCUUCAUGCAGCUGGCCCUGGACAACAUGACCAAGUCCACGGAGCUGGAAGAGACAUACCAGGACGCGGCGGGCAACGUGCUGGUGGCCAUCUGCAGGCACUCGUGGCAGCGGGUGGUCGGGCAUCUGGAGGCGCAGGUGCUAACGGGCAUCUUCCCGCACCGCAGCCUGCUCUACGUGCUGGGCAUCCUGUCCUCAGUGGACGAGCUCUUCAACAGGGAAGAGAAGACCUACUGGGAAGAGCAGCUAAUGAAGAUGGCUGACAGCUCGGUCCAGUUUCUGCAAAUGGAAGAUUGGUCCCGGGAGCUGCUGGGUGCCCUCACUAAGCCUCACCAUACACAUCAGGAGCAGCCGCCCGAGAAGAUCUUCCUGUUCAUCUACUACGGACUGAUCCUGCAAGCUGAGCAGAAGAGCAGUACAGUGCGCAGCCACCUGCAACGCCUGCUGGAGACGUCGCACCAGUGGGCCAGGCAGAGGGAGGGCAUGGCACUCACUGUGGGGCUGGCUUCUGUCCGCCACCUGGACCACGUAUGGGCCGUCCUGGAGCAGUUUGGCCGAAGCAAGCCCAUCAAAUGGUGUCUACAUGGCUUCCCGAUGAAGAGCUCGGAGGAGCUGCACUGGAAGUGGGCCAGCUGCACCAUCCUGCUGUCCUACGGCCAGAUGGCCGCUAAGGCCAAGGCGCACAUCCUGCCAUGGGUGGACAACAUCCUGUCUCGGAUGAUCUUCUACUUUCACUACAGCGCCUGGGACGACACCCUAAAGCAGAGCUUCCUUUCCUCGAUCAUCAUGCUGGUGGGCGCCAUCAGCCGCAACGAGGGCGCGCAGAGCUACGAGUUCACGCAGCUCCCUGCGCUGCUGGACUGCCUGGCGGUCCUGAUAGAGAAGGAGCCCCCUGACUUUCUGUGCACCGCCAACCGCCAGCAGGCCCUGCACAUCAUCUCCAGCCUCUGUGCCUUCAGGCCGUCCCUGGGCGCCGACAGGAAGUCGAGGCUGCUGAGCACCUGUCUGCAAAGCGUUCUGGCGCUGCCCCUCCCCGACGUUCUGGAGAAGCACCUGUGCCUCUUCCUAGAGCCGCCCAACAUACAGUCCCUCUACAAGGACACAAUGAAUGCCCUGGACAAGAUGCUGCAGAGCUUCAUCCUGCAGAAUCCCACGACGGAGGAGCUGCAUUUCCUGCUGUCGCACCUGUACAUAUGGCUGGCUUCUGAGAAGGUACACGAGCGGCAGCGCGCUGUGCUCCACUGCCUGGCCCUCCUCGAGUUCCUGAGCCGCAACCUCUUCCUGGACCCAAAGGAGGAUUUCAAACGAAUGGGGCAGCUGGUGGGCAUGCUGGGCAUUCUGUGCCAGGACCCGGACAGGACCACCCGGACCUCCAGCCUAGAGGGCAUGGGCCACCUGUACAAGCUGCUCCUUCACCAGAGAGGUGGGUCUCUGCGGCGCCCCAGAGCCCAAGGAAGCCAGGCCCAAGAAGGCCUGCCCCACCUAGAACCCCGCGCCAGGGACCCCCAACCAGCCCCGCCCCAGGGCCCCGCCCACCGGUCAGCCUCGCCCCAGAGCCCCGCCCUCCCACCGGUCCCACCCACCCAUUGGUCCCGCCCAGGGUUACGCUCACCCAGAAGCCUGGCCCCAGGCCCAGUGGUGCCAGUGAGACCUGCUUCCAAGGAGGAGCCCCAGGACUCCCUGGUCAGCAGGAAGGAAGACCUGGUCUGGAGCGGUGGGGACCAGAGCAAGGCCACCCCUUCACCCCAGCACGCAGCACCCUCCAAGGCCCUCAGCCUCUUCCAGAUCAGCGGCUCCCAGGCCAUCAAGGUCAAGGCUCUGCGCAUCCAGGAGGUCACGAAGCACCUCACAAUGGCGGAGCUGAGCGACCUCAUCUGGACGGCCAUCGAGGGCCUGGGCGCCACCAGCCCCUUCCACGUGCAGGCCGCCGCUGAGAUGCUGCUCACUGUCACCCAGGAGCACGGCGCCACACUGAAGACAGUGGCCAGCCUGGGCCGGGCCAUCCACUUGCAGCUCUGCUCCGUCCGCAUCCCCAAGGCCAGGGACCUUGGUCUGCAGGCCCUCACUGUGCUGGCCCGCAGCCACACCUCCGAGCUGGUGACCGCCCUCCUGGACUUCUCCCUGCCCUUGGACAGCCACGCCUCCCGGUCCUGGAGGGCCCUGGGGGCCGAGCAGCCCCUGAGCCGCCGCGUGCUGGCCACGCUGCUGGACCACCUGCUGGACCGAGCCCUGCCCGCCACAGCCAGCACCCCGGCCCAGAAGACCUACCUGCGCUCGCUGGCCGCCAUGGUGACGCUGCAGGAGCUGCAGUUCGUGCGCGAGUUCAGGCACGCUGUGCGCGAGGCCUUCCCCCGCCUCUUCCUGGCUCUGCUCACCCAGAUCCGCUUCGUCCUGGAGCUGGACCUGCAGGAGGCCCCGCCCCACCCGGAGGGGCCCAACCACCACGCUCCGCCCACGGGGCUGACUCCCCCCUCCCCCCACAGCACGGCCCUAGAGGCGCUCAAGAGCCUGCUGUCCACCACUGGCCACUGGCGGGACUUCGCACAGCUGGAGCUACAGGGCGCCUGGACACUGCUGACCAAGCUGCACAGCUACCCGCAGGGCGUAGGCCUGCUUGCCAGGGCUAUGGUGCAGGACCACUGUGACCAGAUCAGAGCCGUGCUGUGGCAGCUGCUGCCCGCCCUGAGCAGCUGGGAGCAGCGGGAGCGGGAGGUGGCCGUGCUGAUCCUCGGGGAGUUCCUCUACAGCCCUGCCCUGCUGGACGUGCUGUCUAAGCAGGAUGCUCUGACGCUGCUGUCGCAAAGCCUGCAGGACCCCAGCCCCGAGGUGCGCGUGUGGGGCCUGCAGGGGCUCGGCCACAUCCUCUUCCACCCGGAGAAGGAGAGCCUGCUCCGCAGCCAGCUGCCACACUUCCUGGGCGGCCUCUGCCAGAACAGCGAGUCGGCCGUUGUGUGUGUCAUGGGCACCAUGUCCAGCUUGCUGCGCUGCCUGGGCGGCCAUGGCGCCGGGCCCCUGAGCCUAGAGGUGGCCAUCCACGCCUGCUCCUUCUUCGACCACGAAUGGGACGAGAUCCGGGCCGCAGCCAUGGCCCUGUUCGGGGACCUGGUGGCUGCGACAGCAAGUGGGGAGCUGGCCAGCCUGCAAGCCCAGGUGUGCCAGAGCCUGGUGCCUUUGCUCCUGCACCUGAAGGACCCCAGCCCGGCUGUGGCCACGCAGGCCAAGUUCACCUUCUACCGCUGCGCCCUGUGCCUGCGCCUGCCGCUCCCGCACACGCUCUUCUGCGUGCUGGCCUGGGGGCAGGGGCCCAGCGCCCUCCACUUCCUCUGGACCUACCUGGUGAGACGGGCUCGGGGAGACUUCAGUGUGCACACGGCACAGGCCCUUGGCGCCCUGCACAGCUGCCAGGGCCACAUCCGGACCUGGGCCGCCCUGUUCCUAGGGUACGCCAUCUGCUACCACCCCCAGGCCAUGUCCCAGCUGCUGAACAAUGAGGCCACCAACCUGCUGCUCCACACGUUUGAGGAACUGGAGAGCCACGAGGAGCCGGGCAUCCGGACAUUCGCCCGAGGGCAGCUGGCCUUCCUGCAGAAGACAGCAGGCCCCUGGCAGCGGUGAAUGCCCACUGCUCCUCCGGCCCUCGGACCAUCCACUGCUCAAGGCUUUUCCAUUAAAGAAAGAUCUAGAUUAUUCUGUAAAGUGUCCCAGCUGUCAGCACGAGGAUCAAAGAGCAGGUGCAGAGGGGCUGUGGGUCCCCUUCAGUAGGUGGGUCUCUGGGCAGGAUGCCACACAACAGCGGCCCUGGGUGGCCCAGGGCAGGCCUUCGAGCCCUUGUAUCACUCUCCUAAGA